UGCCAAUCCACCAACUUUUUUAAUGACUGUAUUUAUUCUACGCACACCGGUGCCUUAGUUUCGCCGCUUGCAGGCAGUUUUUGACGGCGUGUCGGGUUCCGGGCCGUCCCGGUCCGUGGCUCCAGAUGGCUGACAACGGAGCACAUCCGACCGAAGAGGACCCCGCCGCAGCUUUCCUAGCCCAGCAGGAGAGUGAGAUAGCCGGAAUCGAAAACGACGGCGAAGGGUUCGGGGCGCUGGAGGGAGUGGACGGUCCACAGCCGCCACAUCCGCAGACGGACAACUAUGACGGAUUUGAAGACGAGCCCGCCACGGUGAACGGGGAUAUGUUUCAGGAGUCCAAUGGCCCAACAGACAACUAUGCAGCCAUUGCCCAGGUGGACAUUCAGAGGCAAGAGCCAGAAAGUCUACGCAAGUGGAGGGAGGAGCAGAAGACGCGCCUCGAAGCCUUAGAUACUGCUUCCAAGGCGGCCGAGGCAGAGUGGAGGGAGAAGGCAAAGAAGGAGUUGGAGGACUGGCAUGUACACCAGAAUGACCAGAUGGAGAAGAACAAGGCCAACAACAGACUCUGUCCAAGUCUGGCACGAGCGUCCGAAGAGGCUUUCCUGGCAGAGACCGACGGGGACAGCCCAGGAUCCGAAUGGGAGCGAGUAGCCCGCCUCUGUGACUUCAAUCCUAAAACCAACAAGCAGGCAAAGGAUGUUUCUCGAAUGCGCUCCGUCCUCAUCUCCCUCAAACAGACACCUCUCGUCCGUUAGACGCCGUCAGCAGGAGGAUUCCCCUCUAGUAACAUUGCCUUUUUCAGUUUCAACCUCACAUUGCGUAAGAAUCGAUCUGCCCUCUUCCUUAAAUUUACCAGUCAGUUUGGAACCUUUUCCAGAACCCUCCUGCCUUCUCGGUGCCCAUCGUACUGAAACAAUGUGCUCCACCUGACGCUCCUUUGAGCAGAUGGGUAGCUCUGAUGUUACACCAUUCUUUAGCCCCUCAGCAUUAUCUCUUCUUUCCUGAGAGAACACUGUUACUGUAAGUUUAAAUAUUUCCUAUGCCCCUUAACUUAAAAAUGAAGUUAACUUUAUUGUUUUCUUUGCUGAAAUGUUGGACUCCCAGUUUUCGGUUGUUUUUCUAAACUAACAUGUAGGUCAAACACAGAUUAGAUUGUAACCACUUAUGCCUCUUAUAUUCAUAGUAUCACAAACACUUUGUUCACUUUUUAUUGCAUGAUGUCCCUAAAUACUACAUUUAAGUAGCUUACUUGUUUCUCUUUCACCAAUAUAAGCCUGUGGCCUUUCCAGUCGAGCUCUUACUCCACUUUUGAGUAGUAAGCCAGAUGUUUAUUUUCUCUUUAAUUGGACAGAAUUCCAUUUUAAAAUAAAAGUACAACUCACAACCAAAGACAUUUUGUCUAAAUUUUAGAUCAGGACUUUCAUUGUUCCCCAUUUCAUUUUCUUUUUUUUUUUU
This is a messenger RNA of Menidia menidia (Atlantic silverside), 1458 nucleotides long. The record is from the annotation of a GenBank genome assembly. NCBI's taxonomy places the organism in Eukaryota, Metazoa, Chordata, Actinopteri, Atheriniformes, Atherinopsidae.